UCGUCUGUGUGCACCUCUCGGGUCCUUUCUCGCUCGUUUUUCUUGCGUCGACGAGGGGUUUAUUUUGUUUGUUUUCCUCUUACCUAUACUGACCCUCUGCUCUGCUGGAUUACGGACCUCUAUUCCUUUUUAUAGGCUCUCUUUUUCCAUCUCCAUUUCCAUCCACCAUGUCGGUCCCACCUGCUGCCACCGGAUCGGCCAGCGCAGGCGGCCUCGUGCCCGUCGCCAGCAUGGCCACCUACUUUGACACAUUCCGCCAGAAGCUCUACAUCCGCGGUAUCCUGGGCAAGAAGAACGACCGCUCCGCCGACGGGCGACCAUACGGAAUGCGCAAGUGGACAAGGUGGUACGUUGAGCUGCGCGGCCCCGUUCUGAUGUUUUGGAAUCUGCUCGACUCCCAGCUGUCCGCCUACCUCGAAGAUAUCACCGCCAUGGUCGACGGCCGCGUGCAGCCGGGGUCGCCCGAGUUCGAGCGCACAGUUGCCCACAUCAAAAACAUCGUGACAAAGCCCAACUUCAUCAACAUCACCGACGCUGCCUGCGCCGUCGUCGGCAAGCUCAAGAAGCGCGACAGCGUCUGGACCCUGCAUUCGUCGGGCGCCAACCGCUUCUUCAUGCAGUCUGUCGACGACCGCGCCAUGAACGACUGGGUCAGGGCCAUGCGUCUGGCCUGCUUCGAGGCCACAAAGCUCUACGAGUUCUACACUGCCGCCCUGGUCAACGAGCGCUAUCCUGCCAUCCUGGCCGACGCACGCCCGACCGAGUACCACGUGCAGGUGCGGUUCUCAGGCACCAACGAGUGGGUGCCGUGCCACAUGGUGCUCGAUGCAGGCAAGCAGCCGACCCAGAUUGCCUUCUUCUCCGAGGAGAGCCCGGCCCAGCUGGCGCUGAUGAAGGCGAUCCGAAGCGCCUACUCGGUGUUCCCCGACAGCAUCGACCUGGUCGACAACGCGGUCAUUGCCAAAUUCGAGGGCGACUGCGAGAUCGACCAGUCGCUGCUUCCCAAGCCCGACGAUGCCGAGAGCGGACCGGAGCUCGCUGGCCAGUGCUGCCCGCGCCUGCGGAUCCUACGCCCUGGUGAUCUUCCAGAACCCAGGCGAGAUGGUGUCGGCGCUGGUCGAGACGGCCAGCCAGUACAAGCUGUAUGGCCAGCCCGUGGCCUUCAUGCCCGACGUCCUGCCGAGCCGCAGCGACCUGUAUCUGCUGCCUGACGACAUCGCCAGCAAGUCAGUCGAGAUCAUGGAGCCUGUGACUGCGCGCAGGAUGCUCGAGAAUCUGGCUACCGAGCGGUGUGCCAAGCCGAUGGUGCGCCAGGAGGUCCACCACCAGGCAGCUGAGUCUAGGUCAGCCUCCACUCUCGGCGCACCGCCUGCCCCGGCUGCUGAG
Linderina pennispora is the source of this 1386-nucleotide messenger RNA. RefSeq lists its product as uncharacterized. The record is from RefSeq and is a predicted model, not a curated record. Lineage: Eukaryota; Fungi; Kickxellomycota; Kickxellomycetes; Kickxellales; Kickxellaceae. Bases 168 to 1211 code for a protein of 347 amino acids. The transcript has a single exon.